Messenger RNA from Arachis stenosperma, 2325 nucleotides. RefSeq lists its product as uncharacterized. NCBI's taxonomy places the organism in Eukaryota, Viridiplantae, Streptophyta, Magnoliopsida, Fabales, Fabaceae. The record is from RefSeq and is a predicted model, not a curated record. The transcript has 2 exons. Bases 1 to 2325 code for a protein of 774 amino acids.
AUGGGGUUCUUCCAAUCAGCUGUGUUACCUACAGGGUCGAAUGUCACGUGGGUGGCGCUGGCACCGAAAUUUGUUGGAGCUACAGAGAUAAAAGACCUUCGACCGAUUAGUAUGGUGGGUUGUGUCUAUAAAGUCAUAUCUAAGGUGUUGGUUCAGAGGAUGCGGAAAGUGAUGCCAGCUCUAGUGGGCGAGACUCAGAGUGCAUUUGUGCAGGGCAGGAAAAUUCACGAUGGGGCGUUGAUAGCUUGUGAAACAGUGCACUGGCUAAGGGCACGAAAAAGGAGAUCAGCGAUAAUUAAACUGGAUUUUCAAAAGGCUUACGAUAGGGUCAAAUGGAGCUUUGUGGAUAUAGUGUUGCAGAAGAUGGGCUUUGGAGAUCGGUGGCGGUGGUGGAUUCAGGAGUGUGUCUGUUCUGCAUCUAUGUCAGUUCUUAUAAAUGGAUCUCCCGCUAAGCCGUUCAAAAUGGAAAGGGGUUUAGGACAGGGAGAUCCUUUAUCUCCAUUUUUGUUUGUCCUGGUUGUCGAUGUGCUUCAUAGAAUGAUAGGGGAGGCGGUGAGGAAUGGGCGCAUAUCGCCGCUGUUGGUUGGUAGAGAUAACAUCGAGUUAUCGCACUUACAGUUUGCGGAUGAUACUAUACUUUUCUGCCCUCCAGAGGAAGAGACCAUAAGGAAUUACAAGCGCCUACUGCGUUGCUUUGAGCUGAUGUCUGGCUUGAAUAUUAAUUUUGAAAAGUCCAGUUUCAUUCCGGUUAAUUGUGAACAGCAGUGGACGAGUAAAAUGUGUCUCUUGCUGGGAUGUAAGGAGCAAGUACUCCCUGUCUGGUACCUUGGGAUCUCUUUGGGAGCAAAUUCGAGGCUAGUUAAGACGUGGAAACCAGUGCUUGAUAAGGUGGAAGCAAAGCUGAGUCUGUGGCAAGCAAAGAGCCUAAAUAAAGCGGGUAAGUUGGUACUAAUUAAAUCUGUCCUUAAUAGCUUGCCUAUAUACUACCUCAGUUUGUAUAAGAUGCCAAAGGCAGUAGCGGAGAAGCUGAUCUCCUUACAAAGACGGUUCUUAUGGAGUAAAGAGGAUGGGAGGGUAGGGCUGCCGCUAGUGAGAUGGGAGGUAGUGAUGGCCCCUAAAAAGGCAGGUGGAUUGGGAGUAGGCGAUGCAGUGGUUCGGAAUACAACUCUUCUAUUUAAAUGGUGGUGGCGGUUUUCGAAAGAGGAUUGCCCCUUAUGGAAAAAAGUAGUGUGUUCUUGUAAUAACUUGAAUCCUUCUGAGAUGCUACGGGGUCAACCUGUUCCCCUGAGAGGGGGCCCAUGGAAGGAUAAUUGUCAGCUUCAAAUUAGAGAGCCACAAGUCAGGGAAAAGAUGAUUAGUGGCUUGUCAUUGGAAGUAGGAAACGACAGAACAAUCCGGUUUUGGGAGGAUGCUUGGUUAACUGGUGGUGUCUUGAAAGAACUGUUUCCAAGACUUUUCUCGGUCUCAAACCUUAAAGGAUCUGUUAUAGGGGACUGUGGGUUUUGGGAUGGGCUAGAGUGGAUAUGGAGCUUCCAGUGGAGACGGGAGUUGUUUCAAUGGGAGUUAGAACUGUUGAACCAACUUCAUGUCAUCCUACGCUCAGUUACGCUAACAACUGAGAGAGAGGAUCGGGUGGUGUGGAAAUUUGAUAGAAGUAGUAUUUUUUCUACAAACUCCUUUGUGCAGGUGAUGCAGGACGCAGUACUCCCGGAGGAAAUAACAAGCUAUAGUUUCACAAGUGCUAUCUGGAGGGGUUUCGUCCCGCCAAGGGUCGAAUUGUUUUCUUGGUUUGUUUUGAUUGAGAGGGUGAAUACUAAGGACAGAUUGUGCAGAUUAGGUGUCAUAGACCAGCUUGAUAAUAUGUGUGCUUUGUGUUGCAAGUCUGUGGAGUAUACUUUUCAUCUCUUUCUUGGUUGUGAGCUCACUUGGCAGAUGUGGAGUGCUUGGCUGUUCGCUCUGGGAAGAGAAUGGUCCAUUCCAGGUACAUUGAAGCAACACUUUGAGAGUUGGACGAAUGCUCCACAAAGAAAGUGUGAGAGGAAGCAGUGGUUGAUUGGUUUCUUUGCUGUAAUUUGGGCAAUUUGGCUUGAGAGAAAUGAUAGGGUGUUCCGUAAUCAAGGCUCAGGUGUGGUGAAAAUCGUUAACAGGUCCUUUAUGCUAUCUGACGAAUGGAUUGGUGGUACUACUCUUGUUAUGGGUGAUUUGGAUUUCACCAAUGAAGUCCACCAUGGUAGAAAAUUUGUUGACAGUGGACACGGAUUAGAGUAUUUAGGAGGAAUGGUUGUGGAGAAUUUAUAUUUUGACGUUGAUAAAUGGUCAUUGUAA